This is a messenger RNA of Colletes gigas, 4716 nucleotides long. RefSeq lists its product as uncharacterized. Gene Ontology annotation, molecular function: protein binding. NCBI's taxonomy places the organism in Eukaryota, Metazoa, Arthropoda, Insecta, Hymenoptera, Colletidae. The record is from RefSeq and is a predicted model, not a curated record. Gene Ontology annotation, biological process: autophagy. Bases 316 to 4569 code for a protein of 1417 amino acids. The transcript is spliced from 15 exons. Gene Ontology annotation, cellular component: intracellular membrane-bounded organelle.
UAUGUGUGUGUGUUUAGUGUUAAAGCAGUAAAAUGUUUUAUACUGUUCGAUAGAAAGGAAAUUUCGAAAUAAAAUUGCAUCGAUAAAAUUGUACAGAACUCGAAUCCUUAUGUAUUAAGAAUUUAGGCUUUUAUCUACUAAGGAUCAAUUGGAAAAUAUCCUUAGGUAGUAAUCAUUUAUUAACCAUUGAAGGCGACAACACCCGAGCCCACACAAAUGUCAAUAUUGUCAAUUUAAUUAUCAUCAGCCAAGCAUUGAAACUAAGCUUUCAUAAAUUUAGGACACAAUAUUUUAGGAUAAAAUUGAUUUUGAUAAAUGGGGAAGAUUAAAAAAAUACCAGAACGUCUUCAUGGCAGUCAAUCUCAAAACAUAUUGCAGAAUUUAAUGCUCAGAGACUUUGGUUUCCAUACAAUACAUAAACCUAGUACACAAUUGGAAUCCAUAGCUGAGAAAAACCUUGUUUUGAAAAAUCAUGUGGAAUUGAAAUGUGAUCUACCUGGAAUCCCUAGAGCAACAUUUUUAAUGGUUUUUAGUCCUGAUGGAACUAAAAUGGCAUCAACACAUGGGAAUCACAACGUUUAUAUUACUGAAGUUACAACCGGGAAAAACAUUAGAACCCUUUCAGGUCAUCCACGUACUCCAUGGUGCAUUGCAUUUCAUCCUUCCUCUAGUCAGAUUUUGGCUUCUGGUUGCUUGGGUGGUCAAGUUCGCGUUUGGGAUUUAAACGAUGGUAGUGAGGUUUGGAAUGCAGAAAGUCAGACAGUCAUAGCUUCUCUUGCUUUUCAUCCAUCUGAAAGGUUACUCGUUAUAGCAACAUACAAUGAAAUACAUUUUUGGGAUUGGAGUCAAUCCGAACCCUUUGCAGUAGCAACUACUAGAACAAAUAAAGAAAAAGUAAGGUAUGUGACUUUUGACAAUUUGGGAAGAAAGCUAAUUACAGGUAUUGCGAAUGCGCUGCAAAUGCAAACGCAAUGGGAUUGUCCUCCUAUAGAGCAACAGUAUAGAAAUAUAUUGAGAUAUUCACGCGACGGGGCACAGGUGUUUAAUACGUUGCCUAGGUAUCAUUUAUGGAAUCAUGGAGCGACGUACGGGAGCCAAAUACCAAAUAAUUAUGCAGAGAGAACUACUCAAAAUUCGGAUAAUUGGGUGCAACACAGACGUAUUAUAGCAUUAGAAAAUUGGUUCAAAUCGAAUCACACAAUUUAUAGUGCUUGUUAUUUUACGCACCGAGAUCAUGAAGCGUCCUGUUCGCACGGCAGAAGUAAUCAAGAUUGUAGAUUUAAAUUACGAAUAAAGGAAGUUCAACAGUGUAAAAAUACUUCUGAACGUAUGAUGUUAUGUUCGCCGGGUGACCACGAAACGAUUCAGUCGUCGAGAUCUAAUACAACAGAGUGUCCAUAUAACCGUCAGUGUUUUAAUGUAGAGAACAGCGUGACUCGAAGUAUUACAGGAACCAUAGGAAAACGAUUUAAAGUGAAAAAUGAAGAUGAAUUUAUCAGACAGAAACUGUUCAAGCGUUCCUAUUGCGCAUCUUGUACUGUUUAUUUCCAUAAUUUUUUAGAAAACAACCCAUCUUCGACCGACAAAGUAUGUUUGCACGAAAUAGAAUCAGCAUUGCAUAGUGCUGCAACUGCGUCAUUUGAUACAGCAUCUGAGAUAAAUGCACAAAAUCGAGAAAGACCUUCGAGAACUCCAAAAGCAAUAGAAGUUGAAAAUAAUAAUUUCCCUAAUAAUUUGUGCAAUGAACCAAACAGUAUUAUUAGAAGUAACAGAUUAUUGAGGAUCAAUAAUUCAUACGGGUUGAAAGAAGCCUCAAAAAAUAAAAAUAGAAACUCGCCCUUAUUAUGGAGAGUAUUAGAUCGGUUUCAAAAGAACUUGUAUACAAUUCUUACGGCAAAUAUGACAACGAUGCAGAAGAUGUUAUUAAAUAGUAAAAAUAUUGACAAACAGCUAAAAUAUGAAUAUUGGUUACUUGAAGGAAAUCAUAAUUUUAACUCACAUGCAUCCGAACAAACACAAACAUUGUCUUUAGAUAGAAACGAUUACAGGAAUUUAUCACAGAAUUAUCGCGAAUCAUCUUUGAUAGAAAUUGAUUUUAACGAUAAUUCAUACUCUCAAAUAUCAAGUGGUAACUUAAACCCAGAAAAGCAAGAAAAUACCAUUAACAAUAUAAGAAUAAGUAGUAGAAUACUGGAUGAUAAACAAGUUCGGGAAAAAAUUUAUAAUCCUGAAAUACCUGUUCCACCUAGUAGUGUUGUAAAUCAUUUAGAAGGAAGAAGUGGAAAUGAACGUACAGACUCGCGAGUAUUGUUUGUACCGAGUUCAGAAUUUGUAGAUGUUUUAAAAGUUCAUCAGAGUAUUAAAUUACUUAAUCGAUAUAUCAAUAACAUAAAAAAAUUAUGUCGAACUAGAUUGAAAAUAGCAGAAUUGCGACAAAUACGUAAAAUGUGGGAAAAUUUACAACUCCAAAUUAGAGUAUUUGAUUGUGUAGAAAAAGAAAAUGAAAAAAAUACAAAACUGAAUAUUAAUUUUGAUGAUAGACGUCUGACAUUCGUUCAAAAUAUUCCUUUAAAUUCGCAACAUGAAACUUAUAGAAAAAUAAGCAAUGGAAUUGAUAAUACAAGACCUUAUAACCAGAGUCAGCCAUCAACGUCGAAAGGAAUUACAAGUUUUGAAAAUAAUUAUGAUACGAAUCUUAUGGAAUCGAUUAAUGAUAAUGAAUCUCAAUUACAACGAAUGCAAGCAUACAAUAUGUCUCCAGUAUCCGAUGAUUUAUGCAUACAAUCUCAGAAUUCGAUGAAUAGGCUACAGUACACUAUAAAUUCCACAAACAGCUGUACUAAUUCUAUUUUACCAGCCGAAAAUAAUUUCCUGCUACCAAGUGUAUAUACUAAUUUGGUUUCUGGUAUAAGUUCAACUUCUGCUUCCGAAGAAAUCGCUGUUGAAUCACAAUUAACUGAUAUCCCAAAUUUCACCAACAGCAUAUCUAGUCAUUCUGUAUCAAAUACAUUUCAAAUAUCAGUUGCAAAUAUGACAUGUUCGUUUAACGAAGAAGUAAACAGUAAUAUCAAUAACGAUGGUUGCAGAAAUGACACCAGUUCAACAAGUUCAACCUAUCUUUCCACAAAUCCAAGUUCCGAAAUCACAUCUGCAUCGAUAACAAAUACUUUUCCCGUUCAAAAUAGAGAGCAUUUACACCAAAGACUAUGUAAAAAAUAUGGUCGAAAAAUUUUUUUCGGACGUUUAAAGUCAUUCCACUUGCAUCUUCUGAAACGAGAUUCCAGGACUCAAAACAGAAACUCAACAAGUAACGAUGAACGAAACAAUAGUCGAUCCGAAAGUGUCGAAUACGUCUCUCAAGAAACGUACUUUCAGCAUAAUAUUAAUAGGGGAAGAAGAAACUUUCAAAGAAGUUGGAGAAGUGCAUUGUCUCUGAAUAGAAACGUUAAUAGACCAAAUAAUGAGAGUACUGAAUUUAGAAAUCAAACAUUUAAUUCAACUACGGAACAUUUUCUCCGGAAUGAGGAAAAUUUGAACUCCUCGACGAAUUUUCAGAGAUUUAUUUCGCCUCAUUCUAUUUCAAAUUACGAAACAAAUAAUAACAGACGAAUUUUUUAUAACGAUAUAUUAUCUCGCAGACAACAGUUAAAUGUACCUGUCGUACAAAUGAACUUGCCAGAAAACUCUCAAAGAAGACGUAUACAUGAUCGAUAUUAUAUAUCGAAUAACUCCCGUUACUCCGUAUACACCGGAAACUCGGGGCCACGAACAAGAGGAGGAAAUAGUGGACAAGACCCCAGAAACGAGAGUAGUGAUUUAAAUUUUAGUGAAAUUCAAAGUUAUCGUGUACAAGCAUGGGACUUUUCCAAUGGAGAAAUACCAGAUAUUGCCAAUUCUGAGAAAAAUAUCGUCGUUCACGAGUGCAAGAUACAUAACGAUGCCAGUAUAGACAUUUCUUCGGAUGGAAAGCUGCUAGCAGCACUUCUCCCAGGUCCAUUUAAUGUAACAACUACAUUAGGUGUUUACAGUUUACAAUGGGAAACGUUAGGAGAGAAAAUUUAUUCGACUAAAAUAGAUCAGUCCGUAGUUUCUGUAUCGAUAUCACCAACGCAACAACAUCUUUUAGUAGGUCUUGGAAGGAAAGUUCAUGUGCCAGCAAAACCUUUCUUUAUGGCUUCGAUUUAUCAACUAAUAGACAAGGAGCUUCAAAACGACAAAAAAAUGUCACAGGACGAAUAUAGUACAAAAUAUAAUUUAUACAAAACGAAAGAUCUUCAUCGCAAGACUGCAAAAUUUGUUAGUAAUAAAAAUAACAGUAAUUCAUGUAAUCUGAAACAAUAUGAUGCUGGCAAUGAUAGAUCCUACGUACAAGACUGGGAUAUUUAUAAUAUGGAAAAUGGUUUAAAUGUUAAAAAUAAGAAAAACAAUAUGAUACUUAUACGAGAAUUACUACAAAAUAAUCGAGAAUCUACUGGAUACGUGAGUUUAAAUUGCAUUAGAUGGGCGCCACAACCCGGACAGGGAUUGGUUUAUGCCACUAACACUGGACAGCUAAAUAUUCUUCAUUAAUGUACUCGUAGAAUUGUAACAUAAAAAUAUAAAUUCAAUACAGUUUCAAUGUACUUGUCUAAUUAAUAUAAAUUACACGUGAAAGCAAAUCUUUGUUAGAGUAUAAUUUCCAGAACAAUUUUUAAUAAUACAAACAUCAUAAGAAAA